CUCAUGGAUCCAACUCCGAAUCUCCCAGCAUCAGCACUCUUUUCGCUCGCCGGUCAGAACGUGCUCAUCACAGGCGCUAGUCGCAGCAUCGGUGCUGCCUCCGCAAUCACCCUCGCCGAGGCGGGCACCGAUCUGUGCCUCGUCGAGCGCCCCACCACUGCCAUGAAGAACACCGCGACGCGCGAUGCGAUCGCCGUCCUCGGGCGCACCGUCCGCGUCGUAGAGUGCGACCUCGCCGACCUCGAGGAUGUCAAGACCGUCUUCGCGCGCGCACUCGACGCUAUGGGGUGGCGAGAUUCACGUCCUCGUCAACUGCGGGCAUCCAACGGAGAUCCCCGGCCGUCCAGUUCCCCGAGGCUGAUUGGGACGAUGUGCGUCUGCCUUCGUAUCUCCUUGCCCUGUUCGCUUCUUUCAUUUUCCUCUCCUUUGGGCUGUCGGAACCCAAUUGGGUUUCGCGCGUUCGUUUGCGUUCGUAUUUGCAUUUGCAUAAGCGUUUGCCUCUUCGUAAUCUGCCGGCGUGAUGUGCGCGCUUCUCUCUCUUUAGUGCGUCCUUUCUGCUCCGCAUGUUUGGGUCCUCAGGUGCACACUUGCCUCCUACGCAACCGUACAUGGUUCUUUUCCUACUCUAUGCGUCUAGUCCCUAAUGUUCACGCACUUCUCCGAUUCGCGCUUGAUUUGACUGACCGGCGCAUUCAACGUAACCUCUUCUAUCAGCGCGUAUCUGCAUGGUACCAGAUGCCUGAACUUUCGUGUGUCGGCCACGUCUAUCGCUCGCUCACAGUCGAGCGCCAUUCCCUGGGGUGGCUGAGCGCGAAGGCUGAUGGGAAGAAGGACAUGAGAGCGG
Molecule: messenger RNA, 844 nt
Organism: Laetiporus sulphureus 93-53
Lineage: Eukaryota; Fungi; Basidiomycota; Agaricomycetes; Polyporales; Laetiporaceae
Exons: 2
Molecular function (GO): oxidoreductase activity, acting on the CH-OH group of donors, NAD or NADP as acceptor
Source: RefSeq, a predicted model, not a curated record